Messenger RNA from Colletotrichum abscissum, 414 nucleotides. RefSeq lists its product as uncharacterized. The record is from RefSeq and is a predicted model, not a curated record. The transcript has a single exon. NCBI's taxonomy places the organism in Eukaryota, Fungi, Ascomycota, Sordariomycetes, Glomerellales, Glomerellaceae. Bases 1 to 414 code for a protein of 137 amino acids.
AUGUUGAUCGCCGGUGGCUGGUAUUGUUUCAGUCCAUCACCGCUGCGUAAUGCCGUGUUCUGGUCAGCUGCCGGGACUUGUGUGGCAACUACGGUCACUGUCGGGGGUGCUAAGGUAAUAAAGACGGUGUUCGUUGGACCUCUUGAUGCUGGCGGCGGCGGUGGCGGCGGCGGUCCGGGGGGUGGAGGAGGCCCUCCUGGGGGUGGGGGUGGAGGCGGCGGUGGUCGAGGGGAUGGGGGAGGUGGUGGAGGAGGUGGUGAUGGAGGCGGUGGUGGCGGUGGCCCCUCUGGGGGAGGAGGCGGCGGUGGCGAUGGCGGAGGAGGCCCUUCUGGCGGAGGAGGAGGGGGUGGUGAGACUGGGGGAGGUCCCUCUGGGGGUGGCGGCGGCGUUGGUGAAGGAGGCGGCGGUCCUUGA